Molecule: messenger RNA, 5892 nt
Organism: Xenia sp. Carnegie-2017
Lineage: Eukaryota; Metazoa; Cnidaria; Anthozoa; Malacalcyonacea; Xeniidae
Product: macrophage mannose receptor 1-like
Exons: 34
Coding region: 43-5616 (1857 amino acids)
Molecular function (GO): carbohydrate binding; signaling receptor activity
Source: RefSeq, a predicted model, not a curated record
CGAAGCGCCAUUACAAACACUAGAGCAAACGACAAGCAUCAGAUGGAGCUUUAUAAAUUGUAUAUUGGGCUUUUUCUUGUGACGUGUGCACUUCAUGUGAUUACAAGUCAAAGAUGCCCAAAAGAGUGGAAGGAAUUUGGAAGUUCGUGCUACCGCUUUGUCGUACCUACUCUACAAAUUCGCCAAAAAAGUUGGGAAGACGCCAGAGCAAACUGUUUGGGCUACGGUGCAGAUUUAGUGUCAAUUCGCAACUCUACGGAAAUGGAUUUUAUAUACAAUACAACCAGCCAAUUGGGAAAUUUGAAAUUCUGGAUUGGUUUCUUCCGCAAUAAAACAACAAACUUUCCCAAAGAAGGUUGGGUAUGGAGUGAUGGGAGCAGUUCAAACAACACAAUACCAUGGUCACGUGGGGAACCAAAUAAUUACAAAAACAAUGAAAAUUGUGCUGAAUUUUUUGCACGAAGUAAAGAUUGGAGUGAUAAUGAUUGCGCCAAAUCGUUUGCUUACAUUUGUAAAAGAAGAAAAGGUCUCCCAGAUCCAACCACUCCAAAUGUUUCAGCCAUUACUCCUACAAAAGCUCCUCCUCCUUUGUGUGAUUUUGGUUGGAUGCCAUACAAUCGAUCAUGUUACAGAUUUUUUGAAAUUCCAAGAUCAUGGAAUGCCGCAAAAACUGCUUGUCGAGAUACCGGAGGACAUCUUUUGAGAAUUAAUGAUGAUAGUGAGCAACAUUUCUUGGCUUAUAUUGCGCGUCCGAAGACUGAGAAUUUCUGGAUCGGCUUGAAUAACCUUAGUAAAGCUGGACAGUGGAUGUGGGAGUUUGGCAAUAACGAUACAUUGACAUACACAAAUUGGCAAAGUGGUGAACCAAAUGGUUUUGGAAUACAACAAUGUGUUGAGAUGUAUAGUUCUACUCAAGCUGGUUUUUGGAAUGAUGCAGGUUGUCAAGAAAGGAAAUUUUAUAUCUGUGAAAAAGAAGAAGGUCACAAUGUAUGCCCAGACGGUUGGAUUGCUUAUGGUAACAAUUGCUAUCAGUUUAACAUGCUACCAUCACAGAAAAUUACCUGGUCUGCUGCUGAAGCGGCGUGUAAAGCUUUUGGUAAUUUUGCUGCUCUAGUUACAAUAAGGAGUCAAAAUGAACAGGAUUUUAUAAAGAGAAUGAUGCAACGGUACAAUGGUUUAAAUGCUUGGAUUGGUCUCAAUGACAUAGCACAUGAAAAUGUUUUUGAAUGGACUGGCGAUAAGUCGAUUUUGGAUGGAAAUGAUUUCAAGAUUUGGGCGAAUAGAAAACCAAUUGAAAACAGAAAAGAAUGGGAUUGUGUGACAUUGUUGGGGCUAAGAAUAGAUACUGCAUGGACGGUUCAAAACUGCUCACAACUUCAAAACUAUAUUUGUAUGAGACAUAGAGAUCUACCAUAUUGUAAUGCUCCCUUGGGAAUGGAGAAUGGAAGAAUCUUGGAUCGCCAAAUUACAGCCAGUAGUUUCCAGGCUUCGCAUGAACCAACACAGGCUAGAUUGAAACACAGUGGUUCAUGGUGUCCUAGUAUUAAAAAUCAGGAACAAUAUCUCCAAGUUGAACUCCCUUAUUUGGCUGAUGUAAGAAAGAUAGUUACCGAAGGAAAUAUCACUUCUUACAUACUCAAAGCUAGCAGAGAUGGAAGGGGAUAUAAAACAUACAAGACUUCAACUGGGAAAAAAGAACUGACACCGACCAAAUUAGAUAGCUUUGAUUACCUUGACACAAAAUCCUUGGUGGCAAAGUUCAUACGAAUAUUUCCUAAACGCUGGAAUAUAAAUAAAUCUCCAUGUUUAAGAGUGGAUUUUUCUGGUUGUCCUGCACAAGUAUUCAGCAAGUGUGGGGAGAAAAACUGGAUCAGUGGACCAGGCGAUCUUUGUUUACAAAUCAACAAGAACUAUGCAACAUGGACUGAGGCUCGGUCAUCCUGUAUAGAAAAAGGAGGAGAUUUACUGACAGUCUCCACGUAUGACGACAUGAGCACGAUAAAGACAUUGUUACAGAAAAACUCUGCAUAUAAUGAUUACUGGAUCUCACUGAAUGAUCGGGAUUAUAAUAACGUUUAUUAUUGGACUAAUUCUGAGAAUGCUGCUUACUUCAAUUGGGGUUCUGGAUCUCCUAACCUCUGGUCUAAAGUGAAAAAGUGUACUUAUCUGGAAGCAUGGACAAACUAUUUCAAGGACGAGGAUUGCUCACUUCGUUUUCAAUUUAUCUGCAUGAAGAGAGGGCAACGUUUGAGAACAAACAUCAUCCAGUCCGGUCCAACUGGUGUAUGGGUGAGCAGUACCAAGUAUUACUGGCCAUUAUCUGAUGAUGAGGUUGUACUUGGUACAAGAUCUGGUAAAUUAAAUGGAAAAAUUACGCUUGCAACUGGCGUCAAAGGAAAACCAAACUCUGCCCUUCAGUUCUCUGGUGAAGGAUCUUUUAUUGAUGUAGGAAAGUUUGAUAAGGAAUGUUUUGGAAAUCCUGAUUACUGUUUAGCUCUUACUUUAUCUUUCAUGGCUUGGUUUGACGACAAUUCAAUUUCAUCAACAAGACGUUUGAAUAUUUUGGACUCCAUCGAAGGAAACGAAAUGACAAACAAUGGUCUCGGCGUUUACCUUCAAAACAAUGAAAUGUAUUUUGUGAUCUCUAAAACAUCAAACUAUUUUAAGAGUUCCAUAUCCAUUGUGGCAAACGAAUGGCGACAUUAUGUUAUGAUAUUUAACGAAUCAUCUGGAAUGAGUAUUUUUGUGAAUGGUCAAAUUGUUCCUUCGAAAAGCAUUUCUAGAUCCACAAGAACUGGGAAAACUGAUAAGUCAACAAGAAGUUUCAAGAUAGGACUCUACUAUCACUCUCCUGUCAAAAACAGUAAAAUUAAGCUAUCGAUGGUUGCCUUUUGGGAGAAAAUGUUAUCUGCAAAGGAUAUUUCAUCUAUUUAUAACGCAGAGUUUGGUGUUUGUCUCAAGAAUUGGAUCGAAUAUGGAAUGUCUUGCUAUCAAUUAAAUAAAGAUUCAAGAUCGUAUUAUUGGGCUCAAAGAAGAUGUCAGAGCUCAGGUGGAGACCUCGUCAAUAUUGGCAGCAAUGUCGAGCAAGCGUUUAUAACUGCAUGGCAUUUAAAGUACAAAGUGGUUCGAUCUUGGAUAGGAGUUCACGAUAAAAAAAAAGAAGGGUCUUACGUUGACACUGAUGAUAAUUCAGUUGUAUAUUCAAACUGGGCGCCAAAGCAACCAGAUGAUUGGGGGAACAACGAAGAUUGCAUUCACAUUUUACGUAAUGGCAUGUGGAAUGAUUUGCCGUGCUAUCGUUACAACGCGUUUAUUUGCGAGAAAAGUAAAAGUGUACCAGUGCAUUAUUCGAAUGUGACCCAAACGAACACCACGUUACUAAAUUUAGUUUCAACAAUAACCAAAUUCGAAACAUUUUGUCAUUACACGCGCUCUACAAUUGGCUGUCCUAAUGACUUGGUCAUCAAUAUAACAUCAGCAUUCUGGGGAAGGCGUGAUAAAAAAUUAUGUGUGUACAUCAUUGUUUUACCAUGUGGAGAGAAAGACAUUCCAAUUAUCACUAAAAACUUAAAGAAGAAAUGUGAUGCUUAUGGAAGUUGUGCUAUCCAUGCUUCUGAAUCUGAGUCCUAUCUAACCGAUCCUUGUCCUACAAUCCAUAAAUACUUGCAAGUGAAUUAUACAUGCGUGAAAGGUCAUUCAAGAAAAUAUCCUUUAUCUGGUUGGAAAAAUUUUGAACAUGACAAAAAUCUUUACUAUCGUUUAAUUGACACUCCACGAACAUGGCAUAAUGCUAGGAAGUUAUGUAGAGAGUAUGGUGCUGAACUUCUUUCAAUCAAAAAUCAAUUCGAGCAGUCUGCUGUGACAAGUCUCAUGGAGAGAACAUGGUAUGAAAAAGUUUGGAUUGGUUUGAAUGAUAUUACUGGUCGGGGUGUUUAUGGAUGGUCAGACGGUUCUGAAGUUUCUUGGACCAAUUGGUAUGUUGGUCAACCUGAUGAAAGGCUCCUUCGAAGUAGUUGUGUAUCAAUGAGUCUACAUCGUGGAAAGCGAGGCUGGAUGUUUUGGAGUGAUGAAAAUUGUACAAAAGAAUAUCCAUUUGUAUGUAAAAAGAGUUUUAAACCAGUGAUAAAGCCGACGCCUACAAAAAAACCGAGUUAUCCAGGAAAGUGUUAUCCACAUAUUGGUUGGUUCACUAAUGACAGAUUACGAUACUGCUAUUUUUAUAAAUCAGGACUUAGGAAAAAUUGGUUUGAUGCUAAUCUUUACUGCAAAAAUUCACUAUCUUCGACGCUUGUAAGUGUGUAUAGCGCAGAAGAAAACGCUUUUGUCAUGAAAUUAUCCAAUGAUUCCAUGUGGAUUGGUUUAGAUUCGAAGGGUGUGUACCGAGGCUAUAUUUGGGCGAAGGGAGGACCGGUGAAAUAUACAAACUGGGAAAUUGGUCAACCUGACACUUACAACGGUCUUGAAGCAUGCGUUGAAAUUAAUCCUGACACUGGAACUUGGUCUGAUAGGGAUUGUCGUGAAACUAAAAACUUUGUUUGUAUGAAAGAAAAAAGAAAAAUCACACCAACAGCAUCACAAAACGUUUAUCCGACACCAGGUUCAACACUUUGUCGUCAAGGCUGGACUCUGUUCAAUGGAAUGUGUUAUAUUGUUGGUAAUCAAACGUCGAGUGAAUAUAUCUCGUGGUUUGAAGCUGAAGAACGAUGCAAAAAACUGGGAAAUGGAGGGCAUCUGGUUAGCAUUCAUAAUAAAGAUGAAGGGAAUUUUUUGAAAUUCUUGAGGAAAAACAGUAGAGCUACCAACUUCUGGAUUGGCUUGAAUGAUGUCGGUACUGAGGCUCAUUACCAGUGGACAGAUGGCUCAAAUUAUGAUUAUGUAAACUGGAACUCAAGAGAACCGAAUGACUUCCACCGACAAGAAAACUGCAUUCACACAUUCAUCUAUAAUGCAGCAUGGAAUGAUAAUCAUUGUCAAAGAAAAUUUUCUUACAUAUGCAAAGCCUACAACGAAUCUUACAAACCUCCUAUACAGCCAACUGAAGUCCCAAGGCCGGGUAAAGAUGAGUAUUGUCCUGAUGGUUGGGUGGCUCAUGCGCAGUAUUGUUAUGAAUUUCAUACUGAUCCACGUGAAUACAGAACAUGGGAUGAGGCCAGAGAUGCUUGUGAACUUGGUCACAAUUCAAGUGCUUAUGGAGAGUUAGUCAGUAUUCAUGACGAAUUUGAAGAGGCGUUUAUAACGACCAGAUUGAAAGGAGCAAAGCAAUGGCUAUGGAUUGGAUUAACCAAUAAAUUUUCUGCAUACUUAUGGUCAGAUGAUUCACCUACUAACUAUUUUAAGUGGAAUACACGUGAGCCAAGAGGAUGGUCCAAAUGUGUUGAAAUUGUUCCGUAUCGUUGGGCUGCUGGACGAUGGAACGCGGCCAGUUGUUUUAAAAAGAAUGGAUAUAUAUGUAAAAAGGUUGCCACAAAGACACCGGUGAAUUCAACAAUUACUCCUAAAGAAAAAAAAUGUAAAAUUGGUUACAAAAGUUACGAUGAAUCUUGUUAUAAAUUUGUAAAUGCAAAGAAAACAUUUGACGAUGCGAGAAAAUUCUGUAAAGAGGAGGAGGAGAUCUAAUGAUAAUUAAUGAUCAGUUUAAACAAGCUUAUCUUAUUUACUUGUUGGAAAGAUUUGUUGGUGAUGUCUGGAUUGGUUACAUUCACGAACCUUACUCUGUGUUUAAAUUUGUGGAUAACAGUUUGACAGCUCACACAUACUGGGGUCCAGGUCAACCGAGUCGUCGGCUUGAGCAACGAUCAUGUGUACAGGCAAAUGUUACAAGAUCUGUCGUAGGCUUCUGGGAUGAUGUUGACUGUAGCUCUAGUAAUUCCUUUGUUUGUGAAAUCUACAAUG